Messenger RNA from Aphidius gifuensis, 2813 nucleotides. RefSeq names its product bestrophin-4-like. The record is from RefSeq and is a predicted model, not a curated record. The transcript has 8 exons. Gene Ontology annotation, molecular function: chloride channel activity. Lineage: Eukaryota; Metazoa; Arthropoda; Insecta; Hymenoptera; Braconidae. Bases 204 to 2081 code for a protein of 625 amino acids.
UGCAAACUGCAGUGUAUGUAUGAUUGUCAAUACAACUGUAAUUUCCUCGUUUAUCAUGGAGAAAUAUCGAUUGACAAAAUAAAAAAGAUCAAGUGAUUCCAAAUAAAUACAAGAUAGAAAUAAAAUAUAAAAAUACAAUAAUCAUAAAAUGAUAAUUAAAUGUGUGUAUAAUAUUAAAAGGAUAUUAAAUAUAAAAAAAAAUCAUGACAGUAUCAUAUCAGUAUCAAGUUGCAAGUUCGACAAGUGGAGGUUUUACAAGACUUUUAUUCAUGUGGCGUGGUUCACUUUACAAACUAAUUUAUCGUGAAUUACUAUUAUUUUUAUCAUUAUUUGCAUUAAUAUCAACGGUAUAUCGUAAUUUUUUAAACAGUGCUGAUAAAAAAAAAUUUGAAAAAAUUGUUAUUUAUUGUGAUACAUUUAUUGGCUUGAUACCACUAAGUUUUAUUCUCGGUUUUUAUGUCACUUACGUGGCUGCACGUUGGUGGCAACAAUACAUGGCAAUACCAUGGCCAGAUAAAGUCAUGCAUCUUGUGGCACUUUAUGUUACUGGAAAUGACGAUUAUGCACGUAUGCUGAGACGAUCAUUAAUGCGUUAUCUUAAUUUAUCACUUAUUUUGGUACUGAGAUCAAUUAGUUCAGCUGUUAAACGUAGAUUUCCAACUCUUGAUCAUGUUGUUGAAUCAGGUUUCAUGACCUCACUUGAGCUCGAACUUUUCCAGUCAGUUCCAAGUUUGGAAUUUAAUACAUAUUGGAUACCAUGUACUUGGUUUAUAAAUCUUUUGAAAGAAGCAAGAAGAUGUCAACGUCUUCCUGAUCAUCAAGGUCUUAAAAUAAUUAUGGAGGAGUUUUGCGAGUUUCGUUCAAAAUGUGGACUUUUGUGGAGCUACGAUUGGGUAUCAAUUCCUUUAGUGUACACCCAGGUAGUAACACUUGCAACAUAUAGUUUUUUUGUUGUCGCAUUGGUUGGCAGACAAUUCAUCGAGGGAAAUGAAAAACCUUUUCAAAUGGAACUUGAUCAAUACUUGCCUCUAUUUACAAUACUACAAUUUUUAUUUUUCAUGGGAUUGCUAAAAGUUGCUGAACAAUUGAUAAAUCCAUUUGGUGAUGAUGAAGAAGAUUUUGAAUUAAAUUGGUUAAUUGAUCGUCAUACAAAAGUAUCAUAUCUCGGUGUUGAUAUUCUCAUGAGUCGUUGUCCACCACUUGUUAAAGAUUCAUACUGGGAUGUUGAAGAUAUUACACUUCCUUAUACUGAAGCUGCUGCUACUUAUAAAAGAAAAACUUAUCGUGGAAGUGUUGCUAAUAUGACUGUACCAGAAGCAAAACAAACAAUGUUUUUACCAGAAAUAAUUGAAGAAGAAGAAAAUGAUAAUCGUGCUAUUACACCAACAAGAAAAAUGUCAAAUGCCAGUUCAGCAACUUGUUCACAUGACAGUCCUAUUAUAAUUAAUAAAAAAAAUCAGUAUCAUGGCUCUCCUUCAACAACACAAAAAAUUCAACGUGAUUAUUUUGAUACAAUUGUACAGAUGGAUGAAUUAAAUUGUGAGGGAGAAACUGGCCAUUUGUCGAAUGGUACGUUAAAGAAAAUAAACAUGACAACGCCAAAAUUGGAACAGAAUCGCAAACGAUUUUUACCAGUUAUGCCAAGACUUUCGAGAAUUAGUCUUCAGCCAUGGCCGAGUGCAACGAACCUGGAAGAGAGUACAUUAUCAUAUGAAAAUUCAAAGCAAAAUAAUGAUGGUUCACUACAACAUUCAUUGUCAAUACAAAAUCCAUCACCUUAUAAUAUUAAUAUAACUCGACAGUUGACUGAAGAUAAUGAUGAUGUAUCAGCUAAUGAUAAUGAUAAUUGUUUUGUUAAUUCUGCUUUUUCAAAAGAAAUUAAUGAUGAUUUAACAACUUGUAAAAAUUCAUUUGAAAUGAAUGAUUCAUUGUCAUCUAAAAUUUUAACAAAAAGAAAAAGCUCAAAUUACAUUGCCAAGAGAAGAAAAGUAUUGCGUUGGAGACGAACAUUCCACAAAACUACUGCACAAGUGCGUAGAAAAUCUAUUAAUAAUUUUCCAUUAGAAAAAAAAAAAAAAUAAUUUCCAGACAGAUGAUAAAUAUCUUGAUUAUAAUCAUGAAAAUAAUGAUAAUAUAGAAAUUAAAUAAAAUUAUUUUUUGAGAAAAAAUUUAGCAAUAAUAAUUAUAAUAAAUUAUGUUGCAUAAAUUUAUUGAUAAGUUUGAUAAAUAUAUAAUUAUUUGAUAAUGCAUUUUUUUAAGAAAAAAUUAUUAGUUGGACCAAUUGACAUUUUAAAUAUAUUAUUUUCUUUUUAUUUUUUUUUAACGAUGAAUUAAAUUAAUUUUAAAAAUAUUAUUCAGAUAUUAAUAUUGACGAGAAAUUGUACAAAUAUUGUAAUUGUAAUAUUGACUGGUUUAGAUGUAAAUUGUUUUUAAUUUUUUUUUGUCUGUCAGAACAAUAAAUAAUAUGAUAAUGUGGUUUAUUUUUAUGUUUUUUUAUUUUUCAAGUAGUUGUCUAUAUUUUUUAAUUAUUGUGUUUUUAAUUUUUUAAUUAUUUUGUUUUUAAUUUUUUAAUUUUGAAAAUUGUUUUUAUGAGAAGACCAAGUACGAGCAAUAUUCUUUGAGUCCCUUUUAACUUGGCUUACCAAAAAAAAAGGAAAAAGCUUGAUUAUUAGCUAAAUAAUUAAAUAUAAAUUUCACAUAAAAUUAUCAAUAUAUCCUCAAUUGAUAUAAAAAUAUUAAUAAUAAAAUUUUGUCGACAGCCAGUUUUAUUUUCUGUAAAAAUAUAAUAAUAUAUUUAUUUUUUGAAUACAUAA